Messenger RNA from Botrytis cinerea B05.10, 2274 nucleotides. RefSeq lists its product as hypothetical. Lineage: Eukaryota; Fungi; Ascomycota; Leotiomycetes; Helotiales; Sclerotiniaceae. The record is from RefSeq and is a predicted model, not a curated record. Bases 532 to 2115 code for a protein of 527 amino acids. The transcript is spliced from 4 exons.
GGGGUUGUAAUCUCUAGUGUACAAUCAACAAACACGAUAGGACAGUGGCUGCUAACUGACAUCAUCAUGUCAGACAUAGAAACGCGCAAAGAAUAACAAUGUCACUCGCUUGUAGUAAUCCGAGUUACCCGUGAAUCUUUAAGUAUGGAAAGACACAAUCUUGAAGUCCAGCAGCCCCCAAUAAUAUGCUCUUAGCGAAAGUGACUGAUACCCCAUUGAUGCACGAUAGAUUGAGAUGGGCCUAUAGAAUUGCCUAAAUUCAAGAGAAUGUAGAUGAACAAGAAACGGCGUCUAUCUAUCCAUAUGGAAAGGGACUGUAUCUUCCGCACUUUUCCAUAACCAUCCCAUGUUUGAUACUUGGUUUCAUUUUGAUGUCGAUGGUGUAAUUUUGAGCUGAAAUACUGCCCCAAAUCCCUCAGAACGGAUCGCAACUCGCGUUGAAUCUAAAGUUGCAAAACUAUUGACAGCAAGGGUUUCUAAUCGGGGCGUUUUAAAAAUCAAGAUCCAUGCGUCAAAGAUUACCUCGACAGUAUGAAAGAUAUACCGGAAUCGUCCAACGUGUAUGUGCAAGAGUCAACGUCUGAAGAGGGACCUAUGGCUAUACAGUUCGUCUCUGGUCGGGCGAAGGAUCGUACAACCCAAAGCUUGAUACGAUCGCAUGCAAUGUCUGCUUUUCGAAAUAAGCAACGACAGCAGAAAUCUAAACGAAGAAUUGCCGCGCGGAAACUUAUGCCAGUUGAACGCAUCUACGACUGUUCAAAGACUGAUCUUAGUCCAUCAACCUCAUCAGACGUAAGAUCAUUGGUGUGUAAUACACCUGAUUCAAUUUCCGAAAUUGGUACCGAGAAUCACCAAUACAAAUACGGCCAUGACACUUCACUUGAAGUCACACAAGUGGGAAUAUCAUCAUUAUUCGCUUUAGCGCCCGCUCAACUCGACCCAUUAAGCAUCGCGCCCCAUCCGCCACCUGUUAUAGUUUUCAGAUACUCGCAAGAGGUGGGUACGAUUAAACAACUUGCUUUGACAUUUUGUUCGCCAGGGCCCGAGAUAUUAGAUGAUUUUCCAAAAGCUGCCGGACAAGCCUUAUCGACAAGCAUCAUCUACAUGAUGUAUGCCUAUUCAUGCUCGGUCCGAGGAAUGAUAAACGAUGAACUGGCUACAGGUUUGAGAGAUGCAGCCAUUGCACAAAUUGGUCAGAAACUAGCUCAAGAAGGGACUUUAUGGUCCGAUGCUACAAUAGCCUCAAUAGCCUAUUUUUCAACAGGUAUCUGGGCAAUUGAACGUGAUGCAGACGAAGUCGAGGCACAUAUGACCGGGGUAGAAUUGUUGGUUAAGAGACGAGGAUUGGAUAGUUUUGGAGUUUAUCCUUUUGGGCAAAUAAUCCGAAAGUACCUAGUGAUGCGUCACAUUGUUGUGAAGGCUAUCAGGGCCGAAGAGCUUCCUCGGAGCUUCGGCAACUCUUUUAUUCGAUCCAAAGAGAAUGAACAUCAAUGUAGGCGAUUCAUAUCCCCGUUGUAUUGUCCAUCUGGUUCAUUUGAGUCUGUCAGACAGUUGAAAGGAUUCGACGGCUCCCUGGUCCAGGUUCUAUACAUUGCCAAAGAUUUGAUCGACUUUAUUGUUGGGGGACACGAGCAAACGGUCGAUAAUGUCGAUUACCAGAGCCGCUUAUCUGCAGCUUUGUACUCUCUACAAUGGGGUGUUGUCAAACUGAGCCCUUCAAACUUGCCACCCCAGUACUGGAUCUUCGAGUGCUGUAGACUUGCUACCCUCAUGAUAUUUCAAGCCAAGGAAGCUUGCACCCCUCUUCCUUCAAGCGAUGAUUGCCUCACAUCGGCAAUGAUUUGCGCCAUAGAAAGAACGGAUAUUGACGAAGAUUGGGAAGACGUGUUAGGCAUAUUGUAUUGGGUGACUAUCAUUGCUUGCGCGUCAAGUCAAGGUCAACCAGGCCAUGUAAUUCCGGAUUCAAGAUUAGGUCGGACGAUAUUUAUGAUAGCCUCUUCCGUCCAUAAUUUCGAGUACGCAACAGGGCCCACGCAGAAAUUUGCGCAACUGCAAAUGGUGUUGGCAAGCAGAUCUGAAUUGGCUGCAGCUGGAAAGAUGGAAAAGAAUCAUUGAAAUAAUUGAAUGGAGGAACAAUGGCGGUAGUGCUUCGAAUUAAAAGUUGAACCAUUUCAUUCUUGCGAUAAUUACGAGAUAAAUGCACAGGUGGAUGGAGUAACGUAGUUUAUCAUCGAGUGGACCAUAUCAUCGAGUCGGCCACUAUAAAUAUAUACA